AUCAGUUCCACAAGAGCAAUCAAAAGAAGAGGAUGCACUGCUUCACCUGGACGAUUCUGGGCGGCCUGUUGGCCCUUACCUCAGCUGCAGGAUUGCCCCAAAGGCCGAGCAGUGGUUACCAGGAGCAAGAUACGGCCAGAGCCUUCUACUCUUAUGGCUACCGGGAUGAGAAUGCGGCCAGGGCUGAGUACUCCUCCAGAGAUGGCACGUCCCGAGGAUUCUACUCUUAUGUGGAUGCCGAUGGAAAACUACAAACGGUUCGCUAUGAGGCCAAUGGCGUUCAGGGUUUCAAGGCCGAGGCGAGUAACCAGCCCCAAGCACCCGUGGACAAGGGAAAGGCUCCAUUGCCGGUAACCGAUACGGAGGAGGUGCAGCAGGCUCGUCUAAAUCACCUGAAUGCUUUGAGGGAAGCCAGGGAGAAAGCUUUAGCCACCAGUUUGCGUGAGGAGGCGGACAGAAGGCAGCAGGAGCAGAUCAGAAACAACAAUGAGGAUCAGCAGUCGGGGGAGCAGAGUCUGACCGAUGAGGAUGCGGCGAUCUUGGAGAGAGUACGAGCCGAGCUAUCAGCCAUGUUGGCCGAUCGUCAGCGAGAGCUUAAUCUGCCUAGGAACAGGGAUGACCGGGAGCAGCGAGAGAAGCAGGAAAUCCGACAGGAUCAGAGGAAGGAACUGAGACAAGAUCUGAGACAGGAGCAGAGGCAGGAUCAGCGAGAAGAUCGACGACAAGAUCAGCGAGAAGAUCGACGACAAAAUCAGCGAGAAGAUCGACGACAAGAUCAGCGAGAAGAGAGGCGAGAGGAUCAGCGAGAAGAGAGGGGAGAGGAUCAGCGAGAAGAGAGGCGAGAGGAUCGUCGUGAAGAUCGUCGAGAAGAUCGCCGUCAGGACCUAAGAAUUGACCAAGAAUCCCGUCAAGAUCUGCUCCAAGACCUGCGUCAAGAUCUGCGCCAAGAUCUGCGUCAAGAACUGCGCCAGGACCUGCGCCAAGAUCAGUCCCGAAACCAAGAAUCUUUGCGAGACUCGAGUCAAAUCCGGGAGAAUGCUCGUCAGAUCUCAUCUGAUCGCGAUGGCGAUGAUCUGCGCCUGCGCACCGUCUACUCCUUGGCUGAUCUAAGCUCCAGCAGUUACCUGAAACUCGGCGACUUGGCCAGUGCCGAGAAACUGCUCGAGGAUCGUUUGGACAACAGUGAUCUCCGUGUGCCAAUAGGUGCCUACUACACCCUGGUUUCUCCCAACACCAAGUACAGUGUUACCACGCCCACGGAACUGCGAACCCUGCGCCCAGUGGCCCUUAGUCGCAGUUUGUUGGUAAGCAAACGCAAUUAAUGGCCUGAUGAUGCGGAUCGUGGUGAUGGAUCAAAGCCGGCUAAUGAUCGUGGAACAAAGUGAGGAGUGACUAUGACGUGUUUCCUAAGAAUAAAUGCAAGACAGAGCACCAUUGUGCCAAAAGU
Drosophila melanogaster (fruit fly) is the source of this 1447-nucleotide messenger RNA. It is a transcript of the gene Cpr72Ec, whose product is annotated as cuticular protein 72Ec. Gene Ontology annotation, molecular function: structural constituent of cuticle; structural constituent of chitin-based cuticle. NCBI's taxonomy places the organism in Eukaryota, Metazoa, Arthropoda, Insecta, Diptera, Drosophilidae. Gene Ontology annotation, cellular component: chitin-based extracellular matrix. The record is from RefSeq and is marked reviewed. The transcript has a single exon. The coding region runs from base 33 to 1322 and encodes 429 amino acids.